UGCAAAGAUGCUCUAACAGGAAGUGGGUUAAGGAGCUGCACUGCUUCCUGCCCCCAAAAGCUGAGCGGGGCAAGAAGGGCGAGUGCCAGGCUGGGCCACGAGACACAGGACAGUUUCUUGCCAGGGUCCUGGAAGCUUCCUCUUCAACAGCCACUUCCGUGUGGCCAGAACCCCAGAGGCAGGAGCUGCUGCCCGUUGCCCAGGCCACCCUCCACCCCCAGUUGGGAGCCCUGCCCCCCUGGGGCUGGGCCAAGCCCAGCAGCUGGCUGGGAUCCCAUGGGGGACUGGUAGGGAACAGGUCUUGGGGGAUAGAGGUAAUUGGGCCAGUGCCGUGGGGCUCUGGCCAUGAAGUCUCGGCAGAAAGGAAAGAAGAAGGGCAGCUCCAAGGAGCGGGUGUUUGGGUGUGACUUGCAGGAGCACCUGCAGCACUCAGGCCAGGAGGUGCCACAGGUGCUAAAGAGCUGUGCAGAAUUUGUGGAGGAGUAUGGAGUGGUGGAUGGGAUCUAUCGCCUCUCGGGGGUCUCCUCCAACAUCCAGAAGCUUCGGCAGGAAUUUGAGGCAGAGCGGAAGCCAGACCUGCGGCGGGAUGUUUACCUCCAGGACAUUCACUGCGUCUCCUCGCUGUGCAAGGCUUAUUUCAGAGAACUGCCGGAUCCCCUGCUCACUUACCGGCUCUAUGACAAGUUUGCUGAGGCUGUAGCAGUGCAAUUGGAACCUGAGCGCUUGGUCAAGAUCCUAGAGGUGCUUCAAGAACUCCCCGUCCCAAACUACAAGACCCUGGAGUUCCUCAUGAGGCACUUGGUGCACAUGGCCUCGUUCAGUGCUCAGACCAACAUGCAUGCUCGUAACCUGGCCAUCGUGUGGGCUCCCAAUCUGCUGAGGUCUAAGGACAUAGAGGCCUCAGGCUUCAAUGGGACAGCAGCCUUCAUGGAGGUGCGGGUGCAGUCCAUUGUCGUGGAGUUCAUCCUCACACACGUGGACCAGCUCUUUGGGGGUGCUGCCCUCUCUGUUCCUGGCUGGCCAAUUCCUUUUCUCUUCCCAGGUGGUGAGGUGGAGAGUGGAUGGCGAUCACUUCCAGGGACCCGGGCAUCAGGCAGCCCCGAGGACCUUAUGCCCAGGCCCCUGCCUUACCACCUGCCUAGCAUUCUGCAGGCUGGCGAUGGACCCCCACAGAUGCGGCCGUACCACACUAUCAUUGAGAUUGCCGAGCACAAGAGAAAGGGGUCUUUGAAAGUCAGGAAGUGGAGGUCUAUCUUCAAUCUAGGUCGCUCUGGCCAUGAGACAAAGCGUAAACUUCCACGGGGAGCUGAGGACAGGGAGGACAAAUCCAAUAAGGGGACACUGCGGCCAGCCAAAAGCAUGGACUCACUGAGUGCUGCAGCUGGGGCCAGUGAUGAACCAGAGGGGCUGGUGGGGCCUGGCAGUCCCCGGCCAAGCCCAUUGCUGCCUGAGAGCUUGGAGAACGAUUCUAUAGAGACAGCAGAGGGUGAACAGGAGCCUGAAGCAGAAGCACUGGGUGGCACAAACUCUGAACCAGGCACACCACGAGCUGGGCGGUCAGCCAUCCGGGCUGGGGGCAGCAGCCGUGCAGAGCGCUGUGCUGGGGUCCACAUCUCAGAUCCCUACAAUGUCAACCUCCCGCUACACAUCACCUCCAUCCUCAGUGUGCCCCCGAACAUCAUCUCCAAUGUUUCCUUGGCAAGGCUCACCCGUGGCCUCGAGUGCCCUGCUCUACAGCACCGGCCAAGCCCUGCCUCUGGCCCUGGCCCUGGCCCUGGCCUUGGCCCUGGCCCCCCAGAUGAGAAGUCGGAAGCAAGUCCAGCCCCAGGUCCCCUGGCAAACUCAGGCCCAGACGACUUGGCUCCUGCUCUGGAGGACUCCCUGUCCCAGGAGGUGCAGGACUCCUUCUCCUUCCUAGAGGAUUCAAGCAGCUCAGAACCUGAGUGGGUGGGGGCAGAGGAUGGGGAGGUGGCCCAGGCAGAAGCAGCAGGAGCAGCCUUCUCCCCUGGGGAGGACGACCCUGGGAUGGGCUACCUGGAGGAGCUCCUGGGAGCUGGGCCUCAGGUGGAGGAGUUCUCUGUGGAGCCGCCCCUGGAUGACCUGUCUCUGGAUGAGGCACAGUUUGUCUUAGCUCCUAGCUGCUGUUCCCUGGACUCUGCUGGCCCCAGGGCUGAAGUUGUGGAGGAAAAUGGGGAGGAAGUCUUCCUGAGUGCCUAUGAUGACCUAAGUCCCAUUCUGGGACCUAAAUCCCCAAUCUGGGAGGGUGCAUCGAGUCUGGAGGAAGAGGCAACAGAAUGUGGAAGGCAGGGUCCGGGACAGACUGAGAAAGAGCAGGCAUGCUGGGAAGUUGGGGAGGACAAGGAGGCUGAGCUUGGAGGCAGACUAGACAUCCAGGAAGAAGCUGAGGGAAGUCCAGAGAUCAAGGUGGAGGCUGGAAAGGCCAGUGAGAAUGGUGGAGAGGCUGGGGGAGGCCCAGAGACAAAGGUCAGAUUGAGAGAAGGGAGUAGGGAAGAGACAGAGGCCAAGGGAGAGAAGUCCAAAGGUCAGAAGACUGACAGUAUAGUGGAGGCUAAAGGUGUGGAGGAACCAGGAAGAGAGCAGUAUACAGAUGAGAAGGAAAAAGAAACUGAGAGAGAAGAGGUUGGGCAAGGAGAUGAAGCCCAGGUAGAAGCUAGAAGGGACCUAGAGCAAGGGGCCCAGGAAGAUCAAGUUGCUGAGGAGAAAUGGGAAGUUGUACAUAAACAAAAGGCUGAUGGAGUCAGAGAGGAUGAGGACAAAGAACAGAGGGGGAAGGGGGACAAUGAAGCACAAAAAGACCAAGGAGAUGGGGAAGACAGCAGAAGCCCAGAAGCAGCAGCUGAAGGAGGAGCAGGGGAGGUCAGCAAGGAAUGGGAGAAUGGGGAUAGAGAGGCUGAGGGAGACCAGAGGACUGGAGGGGACUAUUUAGAAGAGGGCACCCUCUCUGAAGGUUCAGGUCCUUCAGAGUCCCUAGAGGUUGACUGUGCCAAAGAGGGCAAUACCCAUUCUUCUGAGAUGGAAGAGGCAGCCCCACAGUCAUCCCAACCAGAGGAGACAGAGCAUGAGGGGCAGCCCAGUCCAGAGGGCUGUAAUCUAUGCCCCUGUUCCCUGGGCUUGGGUGGUGUGGGCAUGCGUCUGGCUUCCUCUCUGGUUCAGGUCCAACAGGUCCGCUCUGUGCCUGUGGUGCCCCCCAAACCGCAGUUUGCCAAGAUGCCCAGUGCAAUGUGUAGCAAGAUUCAUGUGGCACCCGCAAAUCCAAGCCCAAGGCCUGGCCGGCUUGAUGGGACUCCUGGAGAAAGGGCAUGGGGGUCCCGACCUUCUCGAUCCUCUUGGAGGAAUGGGGGUAGUCUUUCCUUUGAUGCUGCUGUGGCCCUAGCCCGGGACCGCCAAAGGACUGAGGCUCAGGGAGUUCGGCGAAACCAGACCUGUACUGAGGGUGGGGACUACUGCCUCAUCCCCAGAACCUCCCCCUGCAGCAUGAUCUCUGCCCAUUCUUCUCGGCCCAUUAGCUGCCUGGAGCUCCCAUCUGAAGGCACACAAGGGUCUGGAUCCUGGAGUCGUCUUAGUCUGCCCCCCAGAGAACACCAGGUCCCUGACCCCCUGUUGUCCCCCCAGCGCCGAUCGUAUGCAUUUGAAACACAGGCUAACCCUGGGAAGGGUGAGGGACUGUGAUCAGGACCAGAGCUCUGGGCAAAGGGGACUUUGUGAUUAGGACAGAGCUCUGGGUAAAUUGUUUUGAAUCUCCAGCAUUCCUGACUAGCUGUGUCUUUUUUCUUUUUUCUCCCCAAGACGGAGUUUUGCUCCUGUUGCCCAGGCUGGAGUGCAAUGGUGCCAUCUCAGCUGACCCCAACGUCCGCCUCCUGGGUUCAAGUGAUUCUCCUGCCUCAGUCUCCUGAGGAGCUGGGAUUACUAAUUUUGUAUUUUUUAGUAGAGACAGGGUUUCUCCAUGUUGGUCAGGCUGGUCUUGUACUCCUGACCUCAGGUGAUCCACCUGCCUCAGCCUUCCAAAGUGCUAGGAUUACAGGUGUGAGCCACAGUGCCUGGCCCUGACUAGCUGUCUCUUCUGCAGCUGGAGCAGCUGUAUUGCCCAACUUUAUAGGCUCUGGCCCUCCAGCUUCUUUUUUUGACUAUGGGAGGCACUGCCUUGAUUGGUUUACCUGAACUUGUCUCAGAUUCAAAGCACUUAUCUCUUAGGAGAUUCCCAAGAAAGUCAACAAUAUCCUGUCCCCAGGGAGUGAGUCACUGGCGAAAGGGAACAUAGGGUAGGCAGAAAACUUAAAAGAGUUUCUUAAAGACUGGAGAAUUCCAGCCAAGUUCCUCCCUUCCUCUGAGCUGCGAAUCUCUCUUCAAGAAAGCUAAGGGUAGAGACAGGGAGGAUGGGGCCAGGUUAGAGCCUUCCAUACACAAACACUUCUAGAGUUGCCCAUUCCUGUUCUGUUCUUGGACCCUUAGAUACCUCCUGGUCCUUUUAGCUCCAGAUUAGUAGAAACGUCCAGGAAGCUCUUUGAAGCCCUCAGUAUUUGUCGGAGGGACUGGACUCCUCUCCAGCUCCCCCACCCUCUGCCUCCAGUCAUAUGUUCAAGAGAGGUCCUGUACAGAUCUCUCUGGGCUCUUAUUUUUCCUUUAGAAUAACUUCUUCCUAUUUCAGGAAAGGGAAAUGGUGUCACUCAAGCCCUGGAACUGCUUCUCCAGCCAGGCUGGGGCCAUAGGUCCCACUCUAGUGAAGGUCAAUGUCUCAGAAUAAAGGCUGUAUUUUUACAAA
Messenger RNA from Callithrix jacchus (white-tufted-ear marmoset), 4780 nucleotides. It is a transcript of the gene ARHGAP30, whose product is annotated as Rho GTPase activating protein 30. Gene Ontology annotation, biological process: small GTPase-mediated signal transduction. Lineage: Eukaryota; Metazoa; Chordata; Mammalia; Primates; Cebidae. The record is from RefSeq and is a predicted model, not a curated record. Gene Ontology annotation, molecular function: GTPase activator activity.